GCUCAUUCUUGUAGUGCGAUUCACUGCCUCUACCAUUGUGUUCAUACAACUAUUUUCGACGCCGACAGGCUGUGAAGGUAUUUCUUACUAGAGUGAGAAUUCGUACGGGGGUAAUGAAAGUAGAUUUGCUAUACUAUUUUGAUAGCUUUAUUCCCCAAGUGCAGCGAUAGCGCAUCUCCAUCUUCGACUUUGUCUUGAGCACCUUACCGUCUCCGAAGUUUACGUUGCUUUUGAACCACCACUAAACCCUAUGCCACACGACACGAUUUCUCAUCUACCACCACCAUGGGCACCGACGAGGAAAAGCGCAACGUGAUUCCCUUCGACCCCUUCUCCUACACGGAGCACUUUUACCCCGUCGAUGAGGUCCUCUCUUGCCUCCAAAAGGCCGUCCGCCGCGGCCAGGCGGACGCCGCGGCGUUCUGGGCGGGUGAGUUACACGUAUCCCGGCUUGGCGCAACGGCGAUGCACCGGAUGCAAAUCAUGGCGGUCGAGGACGUCGGGAUCGCCGCGCCGGAGUCGGUGGAAGUGGUGGCGACUGUGCGAAACCAGUACUUGAAGGCAGUGGUGACGAGUAAAACCGCGGACGACGAGCAGGCGGCAGAUGACGACGCGUGCCGGAUCUGCAUGGCUUGCGCCGUGUUUCUGGCGAAAAAGCCGAAGACGAGGACGAGCUGCAUUUUAAUCAGCUGGAUGCAGGCCACGUUUCACUGCCUGUACGAUCGAUUUUGUGACAACAAAGACGCGGGGUAUCGGCAGAGGGCGGAGGUGAUGAACAGCGGAAAAAAUAUGAAAGAUGGUAAGCCGCAGCAGCCUGUAAUUUCCGAAGACGCGGAGGUGAUGAACCGCAUGACGGUAAAUGCCAACGUGGACGAGCAGGUGGAAAACGAAAAAACGGACGAGCAACUCGCGUUUGAGCACACCGAGCAGUUCCGCAAAAACUACGACGCGCUGGUGAAAGCGGCUUGUCACAGCCCCGACCCCUUGCAGCCACUGACGACGAGACUGGCCAAUUUUCAGAAGUGGCUCCGUGACAACGUCCCGCGGAACGCGAUGCUGAGCUCCGGGCUGAGCGGCACACCCACGCCGGAAGAAUUGCACAUCGAAAGGGAGUUUCUGCAACGGGAACAAGUGAUUUUUCUCUCCGUCUACACGUGCUUGGCGAGGAAUGGAGCGUCGGAAAAUGAUACGGAGCACCGCGACCAGCUGAUGUCCGUUCUGAUCCGGAGCAUCCCGAAAGCGAAGGUGCGGAACUACGCGCAAACCUUGCAGAGACUCUCCCGGCGCGAGAUGCAGACGUGCGCAAAGAUGAGCUUGAACCAAAUACUGCUGUUUACGACCAGGUGGCCGUGGGUAUUACCGUCGGACGGGGGGAAGACCAACGUGGAGGAAGCGAAGGGCGCGGGGAGGACCAUGCUGCAGGAGUUGCUGCACGCGGAUGGAGAAAUGCAAUUGAACUUGAAUGUAUGACAGUGAACACAGAGUUAAUGCGUUCUGGUGUUGAAAAGUUUGCAGGUUUUCAUGUUGUAGUUCCCGGAUUACAGUAGUCCGUCGGUGCAUGUGACUCAGUAGUUGUGGUAUCGAACAAUUAAAACGACGACAUGGAUUGAAAAUCAAGCAAACAGCGCUGCACGUCACCAGACCACUUUUCCUCCCGUCAAAACGCACCAGCGAUCCGUCCAAAAUGCAAUCCGCGGACGGCCAAGCUCCGUCGAGAAAACAAGACACGAGUAUCGAGCACUUCGUGGCGAAAAAUGCGCCCUCGGAAAGGUUGAAAAUCCUCGACGCACUGAAGCUCAAACGCGUCGACGCCGACGCGCGGCUGAUGAAGGUCCCGCUCUACUGCCUGGACCAGCACACGCGACGCGGGUCCGGCUACCCGCUGCACCUGGAAAAGGGCGAGAUGCUGCUGCGCUUCAAGCCGCUGAUCAAUUGGUCAACAAAAGAAUGGGAGAACACCCACGCCGACAUUUCCAAGAUUCUCCGCGAGGAUCGGAAAAACGUCGCGGCCUUCUUUUUCGAGAACGGCGCCAUCGUCGCGAGAGAGACCUUCCCCGGGCCGCCCUUCAGUCGCGGGGGCACGAGUGUGAUUCUUUCCCGGGGCGGGGAAAAGCAGGCAAGUGGUGACAAGAACUCCGGCAGUGGGGCCCCGCAGCUGUCCUGGAUCGACGAGGUGGUGUGGCGGAGUCCGUGCCUAAUAUCCCGCUAUUACGUCACCGCGACCACGACCAGCAAAGCGGCCAACGCGGCCACGAGCCAGCGGGAGUUGAACAAGCUGAUUGCCGGCGUCGAAGUGGACCCGACGGAAAAUUUCUUGAAGAACACGCUCCGCGUGCAGACGAGUUUGAACACGGCAAAGGAGGACGACGCGGGCGUGGUGGACGAGGAUUCGCUCGUGAAGCCGCCCUAUGAAAUGCAAAAAUGUCUGGGUCUGGGAGGAUGGAACUUGUGAUGCGUCCGGUGGGUCACACAAAAAUCUGUGUUGCGUGAUCACCAAAAGUUGUCCGUUUUUGACCAACAUGAGCGGGAGUGUCUCAUGCAGGAUAGGCAUGAUAGAGAAUUCGCAGAAUCUGUCAUGCUAGGUCCUGCAUUCCAGACCUCACGAGGCAUGGAAAAUAUGCAUGACAAGUGUGCAUUCUUCCAGACCCAGACAUUUUUGCAUUUGAUACGCCCCCGGCGGUCCCCGUGGAUCCCUUCUACCACUUGGCGAGGCUGUUCGCGGUCUGGAAAUCCGAGAACAAAAUCGUGUUCAAGAAAGAGGAGGAAAUCAUCUUAAAAGCGGUUUUGGCCCAGCAGGAAAAGCAGAACAAGAGGAGGUCCAAGGAAGAACAGACGUUGCAGGAGUCGAUCUCUCUGUCGAAUUCAGCGUUUUCCGGCGCGGCGAAAGGACCGAUCGACGCGCGGCCCAGUGCGGUGUUCGAGAAACACCGGCAGUACUUGUCGAAGUUGCCGGCGAAUCGGAGUGCUGGCGGUACAACUACUGGUUCGCCGAACAAGGACGGCGGGGGUGAGGCGGUGGGGGAGGAUCUGUCCAUUGCGAAGAAAUUGAGGUGGAAUAAGGGGGGAAAAACAACGUAAAAGCGAAGGAUUUCGGAUUUGCGACGGGAAGGAAUUUUAGCUAUGAUCCAAGAAAGAUACAGCUAGUAAAAAAAGUAGACGAAUC
Messenger RNA from Amoebophrya sp. A120, 3163 nucleotides. NCBI's taxonomy places the organism in Eukaryota, Dinophyceae, Syndiniales, Amoebophryaceae. The record is from the annotation of a GenBank genome assembly.